AGAAGGAAAAAAAAAGAGGAAAAAAAAAACGAAAAGAAAAAAGAAAAAACAGAAUACGUGGAUUGUCGCGCAUAUCGUCCUCGAUCUAAAAAAAAAAAAAAAAGAAAAAAAAAAAGAAAAAAAUGGUGAUCGAAGGUCUUGCAGGAGAAUCGACGAAAAAAGUUUACCGAUUCUUGAAUCGUGCGAUCGAGAGAAAUCAGAUUUUAACGUAGUCGACGAAUAUGACGGGUGAACGAACGCGAGGAAACUCCGGAGUACGCCGGAGACACGCGUAUUCGAUUGGAGGACGCAUGUAAUCCAUAGAGCGUGACGACUUUGGGGUGGAAAGUUAAGUGAAAUGUGAGUCGAGGAUGGAGUUAAGGAUCAGCAUACUGCUCUUGGCGUUACUUCGUCUAUCGAGCACGUUGGAAAGUACGAAAGAGGAGGGAGACGCGGAAGAAGAAGAUGACGAAAAUUAUCCAGUCGAUGAUUACGGUGAUGAUUACGACGACUACGAGACCGCUACGAUAUCAAGCGACACCGAUUUUAUCGCCGGAGGCCCGCUACCGAUCUUCUUGGUCGAGCCUGUUCGUUCUUUCGUCGUCAAAGGAAAACCGGCGACUCUUCAUUGCCGAGCUGCUCAUGCUCUUGAAGUGUACUUUCGUUGCAACGGCGAACGGGCAGAGCACUCGCAGCAGCAGGAUUUUGUAGACCCUCGUACCGGAACGAGGGUCGUCGAGGUUGAGUUGAACGUGACGAGGAACGAGGUCGAGGAGUACUUUGGAUCGAAGAAGUUCAAGUGCGAGUGCGUCGCUUGGUCGGGAUCAGGUCAGAUUAAAGGGCAGUCCGCCACGGUUGAGGUCGCCUACCUGAAGAAACAUUUCCUAUCGCCGCCAUACUCGUUGUCCGUCGAAGCUGGCCGCAAUGCGGAAUUACGAUGUACGCCGCCCUUGGGAGUGCCACCGCCAAAGGUCUAUUGGCUGAGAAACGGGCUACCUUUCGAGACAAUCACAGGCUCAGCUUUGACAUCCGACACGAGUCCCAACGAAGUGUCACCGGCCAGUUUCGUACAGACUUCUGAAGGAUAUUUACGCCUUGGGGAGACUGAGCUUAGACAUCAAGGGAAUUACUCGUGCGUUGCUGAAAAUCUCGCAGCACGUAGAGUAAGCGAACCUGCGGUACUCACGAUUUAUGUAAACGGAGGAUGGUCAUCCUGGUCUGGUUGGUCUGAAUGUAGCACGAGAUGUGGCAGAGGUGUACAAAAGAGAACGAGAACCUGUACAAAUCCGGUAGCCAUCAAUGGCGGACAAAUUUGUCCUGGACCAGCUACACAAAGAUUCGAAUGCAAUCCCUCUUGUCCCGCGGUCGAUGGCAGAUGGUCAAGCUGGUCCUCGUGGUCCGCAUGCGGUCCCGAUUGUUCGAGAGUAAGGAGGAGAUCCUGCAACGAUCCCCCGCCGAGCGAUAGCGGUCGGCCCUGUCAAGGCAAGGACGUCAUCGUCGAAUCCUGUACCACGGACCGAUGUAACGCGCUUGGACACGACGGCCCGAGAGUCUUUAAAGAAGCAACGAGAGCGGUCGAUCACAGAAACAUCCUAGCCUUAUGGAUAACGCUCAGUCUCGCGGCAAUAAUCUUAGCUUUAACCACGAUCUUCAUGGUUCGCUUGAUGCGCCGUAAAGAGAGAAUAGAAGCUCUUUAUAGCGUAGCGAGAUUGGACUUUCGCCGACCGGUUGAUCUUGCAAAAUCCGUUGUCUCGAAGACCGAUCGAACCACUUUGACGGUGGACAAACGUCUCGAGCACGUCAUCGACGAAUCGAAUGCUUCUAGAUUGCCAAGAUCCUGUUCGGAACAUCAUUACGACGUGCCACAGUUGUCACUUCCAUCGACAACCAGACCAUCGCCAAGUUCCUCGGUCACUAGGUCCUCUUGUAGGAACUCUCAGAGAGGACGAGGUUUGUCCGACAACGAGGAGGGCCGAUCGUCUCGUAAUAUAUCUCAGUUUAAUCAUAAUUUCCAUCGUGAGAUACGUUCAACGUGCCAGGUGAAUUCGGAGAGUACAAACGAGGAUGAGAACGAACAUGAGGAGGAUGAUAGACUGGACGAGGAUGAGAGAUUGUCGAUCGAUGACGAACGUUCGACUGGUUUUGUGGUCAGAGCUAACGUGGACGAACAGGGUGCACUUUUGGUGGUUCCAGAAGUUAGUGUCUCCAUGUCGAUUCCCGAAGGUGCAGUUCCACGAGGCCGACGACACAGUUUACAUCUUGCCGUAUUAGGUGAAGACUCCCUGAGGCCAAAGUUACCACCUGGAUUAACUUUACUAUCAGCUGUUAUCGCGUGUGGUCCCUCCAACGUCGAUCUAUUGAAGCCAGUGAUUUUGCAGUUUGAACACUGUGCUGAACUAAGAACUGGAAACUGGGAGUUGAGUCUUUGGUCCACGGACAUCGACCUUGAAACUCGUUCGACUAAUUCCUCAAACUCCUCGACGAAUACCAGCCUCUCUCCAUCUAGCACAGUUUGGCGUAAGAUUUUAACCCUAGGCGGUGAACCAACCAAUUUACCUGGACAACCAUUCGCUCAACUCGAUCAUGCCGGUGUAUUUCUCGUAACGGAAACGCCUUGCGCGUACGCCGUGGCUGGUGAAAAUUCUAUGGUCGCACCUGGAUUAGCCGUGAAACGUCUUUGCGUGGCAGUAUUCGUUUCACGUGAACGUGAUCGCGUUAGAUGUCAUAUAUUGGAGGACACCAAAGCAACUCUAAAGCUUGUAGCCGAACGAGAACAUCGUCUUGGUGGGACGCACAUCGAUCACAGUACCCUUGGAUUUCGAGCGAGUGGUACUUCACUACGAGUCGAUCUCGAGGAUAGAGAAAGCGGUUUUGCCGAGCGUCAAGAAGUACCAUAUCGUCGAGUAUGGUCGUCCUCGAGAUCUAGCAUUUAUCUUUCCUUUAGAAUCGAAAAGAUCGUGGCCGAUGUCAGACUUAGUUUUGAAUUCAGAGCAUGCCAACGUGGAUUCGAGGAUCAGGGUAUGCUCUUAAGAAUCGAUCUUGAUCUAGCAAAGAGGGGUAACGUCCUUGCGAAAAAGAAUAAUGGAAAAGUGGAGUCUUCUAUCAUUUUACGUGGAAAAAAUUCAACGAGAUCGACGGAAUCCGUAGUAUCUAGACCGUUCAGGUUUUCAAAGACAUUGAGGAAACAACUUUGUCAAUGUUUGGAUCCUCCUAGCGCUCGUGGAAACGAUUGGAGAAUGUUGGCUCAAAGAUUACAAGUUGAUCGGUACGUCGACUAUUUUGCAACAAAAGCGAGUCCAACCGAACAUAUUUUGGAUUUAUGGGAGGCCAGACAUCGCGAAGCCACUGCCCUCGCUGAUCUUUUGAACCACUUAAGACUGAUGGGUCGCGUAGACGCGGCCAGUGUUCUCGAAAGUCGACUAGGACCUUGGAUUUAAAAAUAUUGAAAGUCACUGCCAUUAAAAAGAGACGUCAUUUAAAAGCCAUGUUAUCUUUGUAAAUAAGACGAAAUAAUAAAAAAAGAAAAGAAAAGAAAAGAAAAGAAAAAAAACGGAAGAAAAAGAAUCAAUUAUUAUGAGAUGUCGAUGUAGAGCAAGAAUUGUAUAGACGGUGAUCGUAUUUGUACAUAAAGUUGGUUUGCAGCAAAUCA
This is a messenger RNA of Vespa crabro (European hornet), 3628 nucleotides long. RefSeq names its product netrin receptor UNC5C-like. Gene Ontology annotation, molecular function: protein binding; netrin receptor activity. Lineage: Eukaryota; Metazoa; Arthropoda; Insecta; Hymenoptera; Vespidae. The transcript has 13 exons. Gene Ontology annotation, biological process: netrin-activated signaling pathway; motor neuron axon guidance. Bases 351 to 3416 code for a protein of 1021 amino acids. Gene Ontology annotation, cellular component: membrane. The record is from RefSeq and is a predicted model, not a curated record.